AUGGUCCAUGCCACUCCCGGAGGUAGAGUCCGCUCCGUCAGGACUGCAGGCUCCAAGCUCAUAUUCGUCGACCUGGGCCAGACAGUAUCAGGGACUGUGAAAGACUCGGGAAGCAUACAGAUUGUUUGCCAAUUCAAACGACUGCAGAAAGAGAAUAGUGAACUGUCAUUGGAUGACUUUAAAGCCUUUGGCAAGAUGAUCAGGAAAGGCGAUUUCUACAUGGUAAGAGGACACAAUCAUUGCACCGAACGAGGCGAGGCCUCCAUACUUGCCACAGAACUGCCCACGAUGAUGUCGCCAUCUCUGCAUCAAAUUCCAGACAAAUUGGAAGAUCCCGAAGCCAGAGCCCGAUCCCGCCAUGUCGACAUGCUGGUGAACGAUGAUGCCAGGGUGACACUGGAAAUCCGGAGUCUUAUUGAACACAAGUUCAUCGACUUCUUCGGUCACGAAGGAUACACGAAAGUCACCACCCCGAUCUUGAGUGCACUUGCCGGAGGCGCUGCAGCGCGUCCUUUUCAAACCGAAGCCACCGAGCUCGCAGGUGAGAAGCUGAGUCUUCGCAUUGCGCCUGAGUUGUGGCUCAAGCGGCUGGUAGUCGGUGGUAUGGAGCGUGUCUACGAGAUAGGGCCCGCAUUUCGAAACGAGGGUGUGGACACGACGCACAAUCCCGAGUUCACAAUCUGCGAGUUCUACCGUGCAUGGGCAUCGCUGGACGACUUGAUAGCAACAACAUGGUUCCUGAUCACUCUGACGGAGCAGGCAGUUCGAUCCUACCGAAAAAGAAACCUUCGCAUAAAGGACGAGGCGCCAUGGGGAGCUGAAUACUUCAAAAACUACGACGAGGUGGAAUUCAUCCCUGAAUUGGAGAAACAUCUCCGCGGCCCCCUUCCUGAUCUCCAACACCCGGACGCGCAAGCCGCAGUACUCUCCCUUUUCGACAAGCACGACAUCCCCAAACCCGCCAACCCGACACUCCCACGGCUCCUCGACGCCCUCGCGGCGCACUACAUCGAACCCCUUUCCCACAAACAACCGCUCUUCAUCACCCACCAUCCGGCCUGCAUGUCUCCUUUGUCGAAGCACUUCCUCUGCACCGGCACCAACCAGAUAGUCGCCGCCCGCGCCGAGCUCUUCAUUCAAGGCCGUGAAUACGCCAACAUGUACGAGGAGGAGAAUUCGCCAUUUGAGCAGCGGCGGAAAUUCGAGGAGCAGGCCAAGAUGCGCGAGCAGGAUUCCGAGGCGAUGCAGUUGGACGAGAGUUAUUUGCAGGCGCUGGAGUGGGGAUUGCCGCCGACGGGUGGGUGGGGGUGUGGUGUCGACCGGUUUGUGAUGCUUUUCGCCGGACGGGAGAGGAUGGCGGAUGUGUUGGCUUUUGGCAGUUUGAGGAAUGUGGUUGGGUUGGGGCAGACUUCGCGAGAUUGUUCACAAGACGUGAGGAUGAGGAAUAUGGCACUGGCUGGGGCAGUCGGCCGAAAGACCCAAGUGGGACACAAGCACAUGAAGGGCAUUCCGCGCGACACAUGCAGCGAUCUGGUCCCUGCCCUCUUGCUGCACGUCUUCAUCGCCACUGUCGAGGCCAUCGUCCUCUCUGGACACAUCACCUCCCUCGGUCUCACCGUCGCUGUCGGCGCCACUGUCGCUGUAGUCGCUCUGAGACUCAUCCUCGCUCUCAUUCCAAUCGGCCGCGACGAUCCAUUUCCCGCCUUGCAGCCAAUUCCGGAUCAAAAACACCAUAGGCGUGUCGCAGCGCGGUCAAUGCGUUGCAGCAAUCGUACCAAGCUCCUCCUCUGUGCGAAAUCGCGACCGUCAAAGCCGAGCCCACGACCUGUUCAACCUCGUCUAGAGCAGACCGGGUUGUCGCAAGGAUUCGUCGACAUCGAUGGGCUCUUCUUCGACGACGACUUCCUCCCAGAUCCUAUUUCUGAGCUCUGGGCGGAGAUUGAGAAGAUGCGAGUACCCCGGCGGCUUGCGAGCUGGAGUGCGGUUCCGUAG
Molecule: messenger RNA, 1992 nt
Organism: Zymoseptoria tritici IPO323
Lineage: Eukaryota; Fungi; Ascomycota; Dothideomycetes; Mycosphaerellales; Mycosphaerellaceae
Exons: 4
Coding region: 1-1992 (663 amino acids)
Biological process (GO): mitochondrial lysyl-tRNA aminoacylation
Cellular component (GO): cytoplasm; mitochondrion
Molecular function (GO): lysine-tRNA ligase activity; ATP binding; tRNA binding
Source: RefSeq, a predicted model, not a curated record